Molecule: messenger RNA, 252 nt
Organism: Symbiodinium necroappetens
Lineage: Eukaryota; Dinophyceae; Suessiales; Symbiodiniaceae
Source: the annotation of a GenBank genome assembly
AUGGCGAUGGAAAUCAGUGAAGGAACCUGGCUUUGUGAAAUCGCAUUGUGGACACAAUGGUGGCAUCGGGGGCAGCUUGCUGCUCAAGGUGCAGCGCUUUACACCUAUGUGGACGUCGCAAAGUUUUUGCGGCUGGUGAUCGAGACCGGUGGCUACAGUUACAUGUACCUGCGCACAGUUGGCAUUCUCAUGGCCGCGGCCAUGGAGAAUAUGAUGAAUGAUGAUGAGGAGAACGACCUCUCCAUCAACAAG